AUGGCGCCUUCAAAGAUUGAGGACUUCACUGAAGUCUCCACCUACCAACCAUCCAUGCCCGUCAAGCCCAUACAUCAAGAAGGGCAUUUGAUGCACAGAUCUCUCGUCCAACAUCCUUACAUGGUAGAGUUCGCUCGUGGCGUUGAACUCAAGUUAUCGACCGGCCAAACAAUCAUCGACGGUUGUGCCGGCGCAGCAGUUGCCCUCAUCGGCCACGGCAACGACGAGGUCAUCCAAGCGAUCACCGACCAAGCUCGCAAAGUCAGCUACGUCCACACACAAUCCUACACAACGGCACCAGCUGAAGAGCUCGCCAAUGUUAUACUAGAGGGUAAUCCCCAUGGCCUUGAAAAAGCUUUCUUUGUUGGCAGUGGCAGUGAGGCUGUUGAGUCUGCUCUGAAACUAGCCCGCCAGUAUCACUAUGAGAAGGGAGAGCUCGAUAGAGUGCACAUUGUGUCUAGACGCCAAUGCUAUCAUGGAAAUACGAUGGCUACCAUGUCUAUCUCGACGAACAAAGCGCGCCGAGCUCCGUACCAUGGGUUCUUGUAUCCUCAUGUCUCUCACGUCUCGCCUGCCUUCGCAUAUCACUACAAAGACGACUCCGAGACUGAAGAGCAAUUCACAGCAAGGCUUCUGCUCGAACUUGAGGAAGAGUUUCUACGCGUUGGUCCCAAGAACGUCGCUGCUUUCAUCGCGGAAACAGUCGUCGGCGCGACGACGGGUUGUGUCGCUGCGCCAGCCGGUUACUUCAAGGGCGUUAGGGCCAUCUGCGAUAAAUACGGCGUGAUCAUGAUUCUUGAUGAGAUCAUGUGCGGCGUUGGUCGAACAGGCACGUUUUUCGCUUUUGAGCAGGAGGGCGUAGUCUUGGUGGUGGUUACGCUGCCAUUCGCUGGUGUUCUUAUCCACAAGAAGGUCGUUGAUGUCCUCAGACAAGGCUCGGCUGCUUUCAACCACGGGCAUACAUAUCAAGCCCAUCCAAUUUCAUGCGCUGCUGCAUUAGCGGUGCAGAAAGUGCUACGCCGCGAGAACUUGGUUGAGCGAUGUCGCAAGAUGGGUCUUGUCUUGGAGAGGCUGCUUCGAGAUGAGCUGAAGGACUGCAAGUCUGUUGGUGAUAUUCGAGGUCGAGGCCUUUUCUGGGGCGUUGAGUUCCUCAGAGAUGUGACGUCUAAGAAGCCUUUUGAUCCUUCGGCUAAGUUUGGUUUGUUGGUGCAGCAGAUUGCUUUUGAGAAGGGUGUUGCGUUGUAUCCGGGCGGUGCAACGAUUGAUGGUGUUGAUGGUGAUCAUAUUCUGCUUGCGCCGCCUUUCACGAUCACGGAAGAUCAAUUGGCUACUAUUUGUCAGGUGUUGAAGGAGGCAGUAGUGGAAGCCGAGACAAUGAUGCUAUCUUCAUAG
Molecule: messenger RNA, 1392 nt
Organism: Fusarium verticillioides 7600
Lineage: Eukaryota; Fungi; Ascomycota; Sordariomycetes; Hypocreales; Nectriaceae
Exons: 2
Coding region: 1-1392 (463 amino acids)
Cellular component (GO): cytosol
Molecular function (GO): pyridoxal phosphate binding; transaminase activity
Source: RefSeq, a predicted model, not a curated record